Molecule: messenger RNA, 3180 nt
Organism: Capronia coronata CBS 617.96
Lineage: Eukaryota; Fungi; Ascomycota; Eurotiomycetes; Chaetothyriales; Herpotrichiellaceae
Exons: 1
Coding region: 1-3180 (1059 amino acids)
Molecular function (GO): protein binding
Source: RefSeq, a predicted model, not a curated record
AUGUUGCGACGGUUAUCUCUCCUCCUCCCUAUCACCGGUCUUGCGGCCGUGGUUACACCAGUGGUUGCGCAACUGCCUUACAAUCCCACGCGCAUCGUCCCGGCGAAGGACGGCUCGGUCGCCUACCUCUUCUCUCCGCAGCCGUCGUCGUCGCAAUUCGCAUUGUAUGCGCUCGACACGGCGGACAAUGUCUCUUCCUCCUCUACGAAGACCGCGAUCUCGGGCGCGCUGCCGUUCCUCUCCGAGACCGAGUCCAAAGCAUUCGUCACCAUUCCCGACGGUGCAGGAAUCGCCGUGUUGGCGGGAGACUGUGGGAAUCCCGCCGAAGAUUUGGAAUUGUGGAGGUUCACACCCGACGACAAUGAAGAAGCUAAAAACGGCUCCUGGUCUACCUUGCCGUUGGCCGCGGGCGACGACUCCCUAGGCUGCAACUACCUUUCUGCUGGGUUUGCUUUCUCUCCGUCUGCCUCGGUUGAGGAUGCGUCCCUCUAUGUCUUCGGAGGAAUGUGUCCGACUGGGACAUCCUCUGCUGCGGCAACCUGGGUUUCGGACGCGGUUUAUUCAAAUACAAUGCUGACCUUUGCGCCGGACUCGACUUCGAACGGCAGCGCCCCUUAUAAAAUAUCAAUGACCGGAGCCAGAGCGCCGCCCAUUGCAGAAGCAGGGCUCACCAUCACGGCCCUCACGCCCACCUUCUCAAACACAUCCAACACCAAUGUGUCGCAGCAACAGAACUUUGUCCUUCUCGGUGGCCACACACAGACGGCCUUCAUCAACAUGUCACAGUUGGCCAUCUUUGCCCUGCCUCAAGAGUCCUGGGCCUUCGUCGGUGUAUCUCCAGCGACAGUUGCCGGUGCCCAAAGGUUCCGCACAAGAGCCACCGCGACAACGGUCGAACCUCGCUCUGGCCAUACCGCCAUCUUGGCCGACGAUGGGUCUCAAAUCUUUGUGUUUGGUGGCUGGGUCGGAGACAUCAACACGCCAGCACAGCCUCAGUUCAUCGUACUGGAAGUCGGUCAGGGCUACGGCGGCCAGGGAGAGUGGACAUGGUCUACUCCCACUUCAGCUUCGGAUCCCUUUCCAUCGGGCUCUGGUACAGGCAUAUAUGGCCAUGGUGCGGCCAUGCUCCCUGGAGGGGUCAUGAUGGUAUCUGGAGGAUACUCCAUCGACGCCUCUGGCUCAAAAAGUAAACGCAAACGCCAACCGUCGGACACUCUCCUGUUCUUGAAUACAACCAGUCUAGAAUGGACCAGCACCUACACGAAUCCUUACCCAUCAGGCUCGCCUCCUGCGUCGCCAAGUGCAUCGUCAUCGACCACGGGACUGAAAUCUUCGGAAAGGGCAGGCCUGGGAGCCGGCCUUGGUCUCGGUCUGGCUGCAGCUGCUGGCGUCGCUGUUGUGUGGCUGUUGUACUCACGAAAGCUUAGGGCAAAGCGUGCCCUUCGCGAGAAGGAGAUUAGAGAGCUCGCUCUGGGGGCUGAACGAUACCGAUCACCGACGCCGCCUGGCGAAACCCGCGAAAGGCCUGGUGACGGAAUGCGAAGUGCCAGCUGGAAUGGCAUACAGGAACGUGAGCUCGAGAGCUCAGGCGAUUCUUUCCCUUGGGCCCCGGUGGCGCUGACAGCCAAAAAUGGAAAGGUCCGCUUGGCCGUAGGUGCUGGCAGAGGAGAAAGUGACGCCUCUCGAUAUGCUGAGCGCACUGGCGUUCAGAGGGAAGUCCCCAGUCCCACGCGGGGCCUGAGAAAGAACCUGGUCUCCAGAGCUCCGACAGGACCUGGUCCUUUCAACCAACAUCCUCCCGGUGCAAUGCCAGGGGCGGUGUUCCGCAUCGACGAAGAGGAGGAGGGCAGCCAGGCCGGGUCUUCGAAGAGAAUGAAAAUGACCAAUCCGGUGGGUGACGGGAGCUCUGCACUGAGUGAUCCGUUCCAGGACCCAGCGAUUACAGGUGAGCCCGCGCUGCAAGGUGAUGCGGCAAUACAACGCAAGAAAGAAGUCGAGAGCUGGGUCGAAGACUGGCAAUCAGCCGCGGAGACCAUGAGCAUGUCGAGAAGCACCAGUCAAGCGUACAGCAGAACGUAUUCCAACCUCUCCCAAUUUCGGCCGCCCGGGAGCUCUCAAGGGCGUGGUUCGCCGGAAAAGUCGGAUCGAACGGGCAGCAAUCUUUCUGAAAACAGUGUGAUGACCACGUCUUCCUUUCAGAAAUCGGCUGGCAGCACAAUGUCGCGCAGCAUUUCUCAGAGAAGUGCCAGCGCAGGAUAUGCGCUCUUCUCGGGCGCAGCAGCAGCUAUGAGCCGGGUUGGAAACGCCAGACAAGGCCCUUUCGACAAUGAUCCAAGAGCUGGCCCUGCCAGAACGCCAUCGAACCGCAGCAUUUCUCUCAACAUCGAUCCUGGAAGACAUCCCAACCCCAGAGACUAUGCAGACCCCUCCUCGUCAGCCCGGACUGGCUGGGGGCGGGUGAAGGGAGGCGAGGAUCAAGCCCUGCUGAAUCGCGCUCACCAGCGCCAGCCGCCUGGAGGACGUGGAUACCAAACGCUCGCAGAAACCUCGAGCAAAGACAAGUAUACCAGGGCCGGUAGCCUCACUGGAUCUGGCCGAAGGGCCUUGACGCUGCUUGGAAGCAUGAGACGAGUCUUCACAGGAACGGGCAGUGUCCAUGUACAUGACCGUGUUACUACGUUUGAAAACCAAAGCAGCCAGUCAAGCCCGACAAAGCAUUCCGCACAGCCGGAGAUGACAGACGCUGGUCUAAACAGGGCAUUGAGCGCCGGGGCGUCAUUCUGGCAAGGCAAGCGAGGAGCCAAGGACUGGGACAACGACGCGCCUGGUGCGAUUGAAGGUGGCUCAUCCACCGCCGUGAGAAGGAAACCGGUUCCAGGGUUUACGCUGAACGACACGGACGGCGAACUUGAGGAUUCAGACGACGACUGGGACGUGGAGACUGCGGUGCAGAAACGGGUAGUCCAGGUCAUGUUCACUGUUCCGAAAGAAAAACUGCGGGUGGUCAAUGCCGAUACGCUGAGUUUGCUGAGCAGUAACCAAAGCGAAGCGGACCACGACGAGGACAAGGACAGAGAUCAGGUUAAAAGGAUGAGCAGCGUACGGGAAGGGGACGAGUCCCAUGAUCCUGACGAUGAGGCGACAGAGGGUAAAGGCAAGGGCAAGGAAAGGGAGUAUUGA